This is a messenger RNA of Sphenostylis stenocarpa, 168 nucleotides long. The record is from the annotation of a GenBank genome assembly. Lineage: Eukaryota; Viridiplantae; Streptophyta; Magnoliopsida; Fabales; Fabaceae.
AUGCAGAAAACUUGCAUCAGAUUAAUUGUUGGAGCGUUCAAAGCAGACCAGUCAAUUGAGGGCUCUCUACCUAUCGUUGGGCCGGACUUGUCAUGUUGCAUGAAAGGAUCCACUCCCGAAAUUUGCAUAGAGGGAAAGUGUCGAGUGUUCAGGCUACUGUGGAAGUGA